UUUGUGUUGUCAGAAAUCUUACCCAACAAACAGUAAAGAACAUCCAGAACCAACGCCUACCUCACAACACACACCCACACAAGAAGGAACUUCUAAAAGGUUCGAUCUUUAUUAGGGUUUUUGAAAUCCUGCAACAAAAUCACCUCUGCUUUGAUGUACUCUAUCUGGGUUUAAACACUUGUUGGAGUUUUCUGGAUCAAAUAGUGGACUGGGAGGGGGUCAAAAUCUUGAUCUUGACAAGGGAUUUUCUUGAAAAAAAUGGGUUGUCAAUGUGAUCACUGCGGGGAGGCGAGGUCGAUGGUCUAUUGUCGAUCGGAUGCAGCCUACUUAUGUUUGUCGUGUGAUCGAAUCGUCCAUUCUGCGAAUGCCCUAUCGAAACGCCAUUCAAGAACACUCGUUUGCGAUAGGUGCAAUUCACAACCCGCAGUGGUUAGAUGCAUCGAGGAAAAAGUAUCUCUUUGUCAGAAUUGCGAUUGGGUUGGUCAUAACGGUUCGUCUUUGGGUUCAACCACACACAGUCGGCAAACGUUGAAUUGCUAUUCGGGUUGUCCUUCGGCUGUAGAACUUUCUUCUAUUUGGUCAUUUAUGGAUUCUGCUUGUGAGCAAGGAAUAGGUUCAAUGAGUAUUGCUGAUAAUAGCCAAGGACCUUCUAGAAACAACAAUAAUCAAGAUUUACGCGAAGCAAAUGGUAUCGAAAGCGGAAAUAACUCCAAUGUAUGGACGGGUUCUUCAACUAUCCGCGUUGAUAAUAGGCCGCAAAAUGUGGUUCAACAAGCCGGACCCAUAAAUUCUUCUCAAUCCAAGAUAUCACAAUCAGGGACAGAAGAUCCUGAACCAUUUGUUGAUGAUGGGUUCUAUGCCGACUUUAACAUGGACGAAGUUGACUUGAGCAUCGAGAAUUAUGAAGAACUCUUUGGCGUAGGCCAUAACGAUCCCGAACAUCUUUUUGCGAAGGAUGGGAUCGACAGUUUGUUCGGUGGUGCCGAUUCAAAUUGCCAGGGUCCAUACGCAGCCAAGGAGUCUUCAACCGGACACGGAAAUGCGGUGCAACCAGCAUGCAGUAACGCAGCAUCAGCUGAUUCGUUAAUGAGCUGCAAAACGGAACCAAACCCAUGUUAUGCAAGGCAACACUCAAAUAUCUCGUUCUCAAGCCUCACCGGGGAGAGCAGUGCCGGUGAAUAUCAAGACUGUGGAGCUUCUUCCAUGCUUCUCAUGGGAGAGCCGCCAUGGUGCACUGGCGGCGCUGAUCAAAACACCACGCCUAUCGGUAGCAGAAGCGAUGCUGUCCUCCGUUACAAGGAAAAAAAGAAGAUGCGCAAAUUUGAGAAGAGAGUGAGGUAUGCUACGCGGAAGGCACGAGCGGAUGUAAGAAAGCGUGUGAAAGGGCGGUUUGUGAAAGCCGGCGAUGCUUAUGAUUACGACCCCAUGAGUCAAACCCGAAGCUUCUAAGGGUCUUGACCAUAUUUCUUUUAUCAUAUCAAUAACGGGAUGAACAUCAAGAUCAUCUGAUUCCACCUGUUUUCGUGUCGAUUUCAAGAACAACAGGAUCCAUCGUGAUAUCUUCAGCCCUUCGGGCUAAAACAAGGUUUUAGUCUGUUUUUGUUUCUCGAAUUCGUAUUCAAAUGGUAAAAUCUUUUUGUUAGAAGAAGCCCGGUUCUUCGUUCAUGGCUUCUUCUGAUUCCUACACGACCUAUAAUUCGCUUUGGAGCGUAUUUAUCGGGGUUGUAGACGAUGAUGAUCGAUCGAUCGUUAGUGUAGAAUCGCAUGUAAUUAUGUAUGUAUCUACAUAAAGAAAAUUUGGAUGCAUGAUGGGAUGAAAAUGGAGAUAGAAAUUUGUGAUAAUUGUUGUGGUUUGGUUGGUAUGUAAAAAUGAGAGAUGUAAAUCACAGUUGAAUUAGGGUUUGAGUCAAACCACUUUUUGUAGUUCAUUUUUUGUGAAUGAUUG
Molecule: messenger RNA, 1945 nt
Organism: Cynara cardunculus var. scolymus (artichoke)
Lineage: Eukaryota; Viridiplantae; Streptophyta; Magnoliopsida; Asterales; Asteraceae
Product: zinc finger protein CONSTANS-LIKE 9
Exons: 5
Coding region: 259-1449 (396 amino acids)
Molecular function (GO): protein binding; zinc ion binding
Source: RefSeq, a predicted model, not a curated record